GGGCGCAACAGGACAUGCGUCCGCUGAAGCAGGAUGGCCGCUCUCAGGUUUCUCUCUGACGCAGACAGCUGUCUAAAUCUGAAAAAAUCGAUCCCACUUCUAAAUGAGCUAUUCCACAUACAUUGUAAAAUUGGAGAAGGUACAUUUAGCUCUGUCUUUUUGGCUACUAUGAAGUCUUCUAAUAGGCAUAAAAAGUUUGCAUUAAAAUACUUAAUUCCUACUUGUCAUCCUGAAAGAAUUGAACGUGAAUUACAAUGCUUGCAACAAAUGGGAGGUAAAGAUCAUAUUGUUAGCAUAGACUUAUGUUUAAGACAUCAGGGUUCUGUAGUGUUUGUAAUGCCAUAUAUGAAGCAUGAUAAAUUUUCAGAAUAUGUCAGGGAUAUGACUGUAGAAGAAACAAAGGAUUAUAUGAGAGCUUUAUUAAGUGCUGUGCGAAGAGUUCAUCAGUUUAACAUCAUACAUAGAGAUGUGAAACCCAGUAAUUUCCUCUACAAUCGUGCUAAUAGAAAAUAUUUAUUGGUAGACUUUGGGCUUGCUCAGCAGUGCACUGAAUACAAUGCAAAGAAUUUGGAAGCAAUAAAAACCAAUGCAGGAACAACUGAAAUACAAAGCAUGAAGCGAAAGAGAUCUGACGAAUUUAAUUCAAAUGCAAAGAAGGAUGCAGAUAUUAAAUGUAACUGUUUUGGGAAACCUAAAGUAUGCGCAUUAUGUUUAACAAGACCACAGCAAACGGCGCCUCGUGCAGGCACACCUGGAUUUCGUGCUCCAGAAGUUUUAUUGAAACAUCCAUCACAAACUCCAGCAAUUGAUAUUUGGGCUUGUGGCGUGAUGAUGUUAUGCAUACUUAGUGGUACACAAGUGUUUUUUCGUUCGCCUGAUGACUGCACAGCUUUAGCGGAAAUAACAACGAUAUUUGGUUCUCGCAAAGUACAACAAUGUGCAGAAAAAUUAGGUAAAAAAAUUAUUUUUAGUGAAAAUUUACCAGGCAUUGAUAUUAUGUCUUUGUGCCUAAAAUUACGAAAAAGAAACAGAAGCAUGAUGCAUAAUAGAGAGAAUAGUACAUGCAAGGUAUUGCCAGAUAUCGAGUAUCCGAAGGAAGCAUACCAACUUUUGAUAAAACUUUUAAAUCUAGAUUAUGAAACACGUAUCACUGCUGAACAGGCGUUAUCUCAUCCAUUCCUGAAUUUGUGAUAUAUUGAUUUUUUUUAUAAAGCAUGUGUCUAAAGGUAUUUAAAAUUAAAGAAAGGAGAGGUAGUCUUCUAUGCAUUGGAUAUAUGUAAA
Molecule: messenger RNA, 1281 nt
Organism: Camponotus floridanus (Florida carpenter ant)
Lineage: Eukaryota; Metazoa; Arthropoda; Insecta; Hymenoptera; Formicidae
Product: cell division cycle 7-related protein kinase
Exons: 9
Coding region: 34-1191 (385 amino acids)
Biological process (GO): mitotic DNA damage checkpoint signaling; protein phosphorylation
Cellular component (GO): nucleus
Molecular function (GO): protein serine/threonine kinase activity; ATP binding
Source: RefSeq, a predicted model, not a curated record